UCACCGCAGUAGCGCGAACGUACAUUGCACUUUCUGUGCGUUCACAAAACUGCACAAAGAAGUCUUGGGAAGUCGCAGGCAGUCGUGGCCAGGUCCGCCAGGUCGUUCGUUAGCUGUGAAAUUAAGUGAUAGAGGUGGUGAUAUGGGGUGCUAUUUUUAUACCAACGUGGCUAUCAUACCUCGGAGAUAAGCUUUUAAUUGUGAAGCUGAUGUGAUUUGGGAAACCAAAUGCCCAUGUGACAUCUGUCACUAUUUCUGUCAGGCCUGAAAGGCCUUAUAAGUAGUCAGAAAUUUAAGUCCUGAUUUGAGAUUAAAUAUAUCCAUGGUAGUUUUCUAAAGAAAUGCACCACUAUUGUUAUGUUAUGAUUGUAAUGGAAUUCUUGAAGCUUAUGUGAGAGUAUUUUAGAAAUGUGUAGCAUAAUUCUUCGAGUUAUAUUGGUGAUAGUAAAUGUUGUAGCAAUAUCAUGUACACUGUAUAAAAAUUUGAAAUAUUAUGAAACGCUUCAUGCCUCCGAAUUAAAUCAUAACAUUGUGAAAAGAGGUGUAAACCCUAGUCCACAUCCAUUCAAUAAAAUUAAAGAAGUGUCAUUUGAUACAUUGGGGAGGCCUUUUCGAUUAAUUCUUAGUCCACAAAAAGAAGUUUUCCAUUCUCAAUUUAAAGCAUUUACAGUUGAUGGAGAUGGAGAGGAAAGAUCCCUUUUUGUUGAUACUGAAGAGUUUUAUCAUGGUCGAGUAUUUGGAGAAGUUUCUUCUGAUGUAAGCGUGCACUUGGAAGAUGGUUUAAUGACAGCAUCUAUUAGUUUACCAGAUGAUACAUAUCAUAUUGAGCCAUCAUGGCGUCACUUGCCACAUACGGACAAUAUGUCAAUGAUAUCAUAUAGAGCUUCUGAUGUACAAUUCAGUUGGGAUCAGCCAUUGGAUGAAACUGAUGCUAUCAAGGAAGCUCAUUUGGACACACGAAGUAAGAGACAGGCAGAUCAAUAUGAAUACACCCCAACCAAAACCCGAUGCCCUCUGCUGUUGGUUGCGGAUUAUAGAUUUUACCAAGAGAUGGGCGGAAGUAACACAAAGACUACUAUUAAUUAUCUGAUCAGCUUGAUUGAUCGAGUUCAUAAGAUAUACAAUGAUACCAUUUGGCAAGACCGUCAAGAACAAGAUGGCUUCAAGGGUAUGGGCUUUGUAAUAAAGAAAAUUGUUGUCCACAGUGAGCCGACACGUGUCCGUGGUGGGGAGGCCCAUUAUAACAUGGUCAGGGAAAAAUGGGAUGUUCGUAAUUUACUUGAGGUAUUCAGCCGAGAAUAUAGUCACAAGGAUUUCUGCUUGGCUCACCUUUUCACUGAUCUCAAAUUUGAAGGUGGCAUCCUAGGAUUGGCCUAUGUUGGGUCUCCCCGUCGCAAUUCUGUUGGAGGAAUUUGCACACCAGAGUAUUUCAAAAAUGGAUAUACACUGUAUUUGAACUCCGGAUUGAGCUCCAGUCGCAACCAUUAUGGACAACGAGUUAUCACUCGUGAAGCUGACUUGGUCACUGCACAUGAGUUUGGCCACAAUUGGGGUUCAGAACACGAUCCUGACAUACCUGAAUGCAGUCCAAGUGCAAGUCAAGGAGGAUCUUAUUUGAUGUAUACAUAUAGUGUCAGUGGCUAUGAUGUUAAUAAUAAGAGGUUCUCACCAUGCAGUUUACGUUCAAUUCGUAAAGUACUGCAAGCAAAGUCUGGUCGGUGCUUUUCAGAACCAGAAGAAUCUUUCUGUGGCAAUCUCAGAGUGGAAGGGGAUGAAGAAUGUGAUGCGGGAUUGCUGGGAACGGAAGACAAUGAUGCUUGUUGUGAUAAAAAUUGCAAACUACGUCGUAACCAAGGAGCAGUUUGCAGUGAUAAAAACUCUCCCUGCUGCCAAAACUGUCAGUAUAUGCCUGUUGGUGUAAAAUGUCGUGAUGCUCAGUAUGCCACAUGUGAACAAGAAUCACGUUGCACUGGAGCGUCAUCUGAAUGUCCUCGUAGCCCACCCAUGAAUGAUGGAACAGGCUGUCUGGAACGUGGCCAGUGCCGGAGGGGUAAAUGUGUACCAUAUUGUGAAACACAAGGACUUCAGAGCUGCAUGUGUGACACCAUUGGUGAUGCUUGUAAGCGGUGCUGCCGGAUGAAUUUGAAUGACACUUGUUUCCCUGUUGAUCCCCAAGAUAUUUUACCUGAUGGAACGCCUUGUAUCCAAGGUUUUUGCAAUAAGGGCUUGUGUGAGAAGACAAUACAAGAUGUUGUAGAAAGAUUUUGGGAUAUAAUUGAAGACAUCAACAUUAACAAAGUAUUAUUGUUCUUGAAAGACAAUAUAGUUGGAACCGUUAUCUUGGUGACUGCUCUGAUAUGGAUGCCUGCCAGUUGUGUUGUAAGUUAUGUUGAUAGACGGCGGCGGUUGCGACAAGAACAACGUUGGGAAUGGCGGCAGAGUAAUGAAUUUUACAGAGAUAACAAUUUACGUGUUAUUUACUCCCAUGUACCCCGUUCAAGAACUGUAAACCACUCUGUUGCUCCCUUAUAAAUGAGGUUUGCUGGAGCAAGGCAUAACAGACCAUGUUGCUAGAAUGACAUGUGUAUUAAUCUUGAGAAUAACAGGAGUUUUCAAAUUGUUCAAAGCUAUAUAGUCACCCCCAACCAGGAAUGAAACCUAGUUGCCCACUGCCCCACAUUGAUCAUUAAUGUACCGACAAGACCAGUGCUUUGAACAAACAAGAGAAUGUUGUGUUUAUGGUUAAGGAGAGAAUUAGCUAGUUAUAAAAUUGCUAGUGUGUAAUAUAAACAUAUAUUGAAAAGUAAUUUUGUAAUUAUUUGUACAUGAAAAUAAAUACUGUUGUAACAAAUAAAUUGGGACUUUUUUUGAAGGAGGUUUUGUCCCUGUGGUUUAAUAAUGGAUAUUACAAUAUAUAAAUUUCUGUUUUAUUUCGUCAUUUAUUCACAAUUGAAAGGCUGAGCGCAACAGUGGUCUAACUCUCCCUCAUGUUGAAAUUGAGUUAACUACGCAAUCUGUUUUCAUUAACCAUGAACUACGUAGAGGAACCAAUGAAUAUUGAAUAUAAUAAGUAUUUGAGUGUUAACAGCACAGCCAGUUUUUGAUCGCUGAGUAAUCGUAACAAAUUCUAAUGCAACAGAGGUCUAACUCAAAUAGAACUGGUCUAUCAAGUCAAGAGCACAAAUAACCAAGUCACUGAACUAGAUGAGGUUGCAGUGAAUUUUAGUAAAAUUUUUUUGAAACUUACUAAGGAUCAUCCACGGAAAUACUUCUUUUAACAUUUACUGUCAGAAGAAGAGAGUUACAGAUCAGUAAAUGUCACUAAGGGCAAAAUACAUAGAGAGAAACAUACGUGCACAAAUUAAUCUUCCUGUAAAAUACAAAUCUCUAGUCAGUUAAUAGAAAGAUAUCAAAGAACUUUUAAAAUAUGUACCAGCUGUAUUUCACGAUUUCUUCUAGUUUCUCAUCUGAAACUGAUCAGGAAGAUCAUGACUACAAAGAUGGUUAUUUCUUUGACAUACCUGUUUAUGUAUAAUCACAAUAUUGUGAUAAUUAAUUUUAUUUUUUUCUUAAUAUUUAUUUCUUAUAUAUUCUAACAUUGUCAUGAUGUGCGUCAAACUGCUUAUGUUCAAACAAUACUUUUUAUAACAUUUAUUUUCAAUAAUUUCGUGCAAAUAUCAUAUUUUUUAAUUUCUGUAAUAUUAAAGUAGUAAAUGUACAUUUCUGUAAAUUUCUAGUAUUAUUUUUAUUUUGUUCCAACAUUAAAAAUGUGUUUUUGGUUAUCAAUGUCGGAGUUUUUUGCAACACUGGUCUAACCAAUUUUGGGUCAAGCAAUUAAUUUUACCAUUUUCACCUCGUCUUAUGAUCUUUUUUCUUGUAUGGAAAAGAAUACUAACAUUCAGAGAAAGUAGUGAUUAAAACAAAAUGGACGUGAACAAACAAAAAACGUGAAAAACUGGAGCAUGUCAACUUUGAUGUACAAUAUCUCUGAUUCUAAUGGCGGGUUGGACCACUGUUGCACUCAACCUUUCAAUUGUACAACGUAAAAUGUUUUGUACUUACUGAUAAGUAGUCUUGUGUGAAAUAUAACUGCUUUUCCCCCUUCGUUAUCAUAUGA
Molecule: messenger RNA, 4117 nt
Organism: Gryllus bimaculatus (two-spotted cricket)
Lineage: Eukaryota; Metazoa; Arthropoda; Insecta; Orthoptera; Gryllidae
Source: the annotation of a GenBank genome assembly